CGUCGAAGCACGUGCUUGUGGUUUUGUCCGAGAACCCAGUUGACGUGCGAAAAAGCGCAGUUUACAAAUCUUACAAUUCUGUCGCUUGAAUUUACUGAAUGUUAGAAAUAUGUAUAGCCUGUGCCUAUACGUUACAACAAGGCGAAAGCCCAAAAAAACGCAGCCCUUCACUUUUCGAUGUUUUCUUAUCACAUUAUUCUUAGUGUGCAGCUAAGAGGAAGAAAGCAGCCGCAGCCCUGCCUACCGUCGUUCACACAGACGUAGAACCACGGGACAACAAAGAGGGGGUCCAGGUCUGCGCUCUCCAUUAACGCCACAAUAACCUAGCCCGGCAGUGCUGAAAUUUAUCACUGAAGUAGGAAGACCAUCCUGGGAAAUUGAAGAUUGACGGGAUUUGAUACAGAUACCAAUUAAGGUAAGCGUCCCAAAAGCAUUCAUCGGUAGAACCAAACGCAGCCAAGCCCACUCUUCAACGAAGAACGAUGGAUGCCUAAAGGUGUUAGCGAUAGAUAUAUUAUAGAGUCUUACAUCUGUGUGUCGUCCUUGGGGAAAGACAUGGAGUUGGAACAUUUUGACGAGCGGGACAAAGCGCAGAGGUACAACCGCGGUAGCUCACGGGCGAACGGGCUGCCCAGUCCAACGCACAGCGCCCACUGCAGUCUCUACCGAACCAGGACCCUCCAGGCGCUGAGCUCGGAGAAGAAGGCGAAGAAGGUCCGGUUCUAUCGCAACGGAGACCGCUACUUCAAGGGGAUUGUAUAUGCCAUCUCCCAGGAUAGGUUCAGGUCUUUCGAGGCUUUACUCGCCGACCUCACCCGCGCUCUGUCUGACAACGUCAACCUGCCACAGGGGGUCCGCAUCAUCUACAGCAUCGAUGGCUCCAAGCUCACUGGCUUGGAUCAACUGGUGGAAGGAGAGAGCUACGUGUGCGGCUCCGUGGAGGCCUUCAAGAAGCUGGACUACACCAAGAACGUCAACCCCAACUGGUCGGUGAACGUGAAGACCCUGGCCGCCGCCGCCGCCCGGGGCCCGCCCUCCCUCGGCAGCGCCAAGGCGGGCCCCGCGGAGACCCGCGAGACCAAGGACUUCAUCCGGCCCAAGCUGGUGACCAUCAUCCGCAGCGGCGUGAAGCCGCGCAAGGCCGUGCGCGUGCUGCUCAACAAGAAGACGGCCCACUCCUUCGAGCAGGUGCUCACCGACAUCACCGACGCCAUCAAGCUCGACUCCGGCGUCGUCAAGAGGCUCUACACCGUCGAUGGGAAGCAGGUGGUAUGUCUACAGGAUUUUUUCGGGGAAGAUGACAUUUUCAUUGCCUGUGGCCCAGAGAAGUUUCGCUACCAGGACGACUUCCUCCUGGAUGAAAGCGAGUGCCGGGUGGUGAAGUCCACGUCUUAUGGCCGGAUCUCCACCAUGCAGGGCAGGUGUUCCCCUCGGAGCGGGGGACCGUCCCGAAGGAGCAAGUCCCCAGCCUCCACCGGUUCCGUAAACGGGAAUGCGGGCAGUCAGCUGUCCACUCCUCGGUCAGGGAAGUCCCCCAGCCCCUCCCCCACCAGUCCAGGAAGUCUCAGAAGACGCCGGGGCUCCCAGCACAGUGGGUCCUCACUGUCCCUGGCGUCCACCAAGGUCUGCAGCUCCAUGGAUGAAGGAGAUGGAGCAGGAAGUGAAGUGGAGCAGAUGGACGAGUACCCCCAGGUGCCAGCCUCCAUCGCAGAACGCUACAAAGUGGGCCGGACGAUCGGGGACGGGAACUUUGCGGUGGUGCGCGAGUGUGUGGAGAGGUCCACGGGGAGGGAGUACGCCCUGAAGAUCAUCAACAAAGGGAAAUGCAGAGGAAAGGAACAUAUGAUCCAGAACGAGGUGUCCAUCCUCAGGCGGGUGAAGCACCCCAACAUCGUGCUGCUCAUCGAGGAGAUGGACACAUACGGCGAGCUCUACCUGGUCAUGGAGCUGGUCAAGGGGGGUGACCUCUUUGAUGCCAUCACUUCCACCAGCAAGUACACAGAGCGUGAUGCCAGUGGCAUGCUGUAUAAUCUCGCCAGCGCCAUCAAGUACCUGCACAGCCUCAACAUCGUACACCGUGACAUCAAACCAGAGAACCUGCUGGUUUACGAGCACCAAGACGGGAGCAAGUCCCUGAAGCUGGGAGAUUUCGGGCUGGCCACUCUUGUGGACGGCCCGCUGUACAACGUGUGCGGGACCCCCACAUAUGUAGCACCAGAGAUCAUAGCCGAGACUGGGUACGGGCUGAAGGUGGACAUCUGGGCUGCCGGCGUCAUCACCUACAUCCUCCUGUGCGGCUUCCCUCCUUUCCGCGGAAGCAGUGAAGAUCAGGAAGCACUCUUUGACCAGAUUUUGAUGGGACAGCUUGAUUUUCCUUUACCGUACUGGGACAAUAUUUCCGACACCGCUAAGGAGCUCAUCACAUCGAUGCUGCAGGUGGAUGUGGAUCAGAGAUACUCUGCUCUCCAAGUGCUGGACCAUCCCUGGGUCAACGACGACGGCCUGGCGGAGAACGAACACCAGCUGUCUGUGGCUGGCAAAAUUAAGAAGCACUUCAACCCUGGCCCCAAGCCCAACAGCACCUCUGCUGGAGUGUCUGUCAUCACCACCACCGCUCUUGAUAAGGAGAGGCAGGUUUUCAGACGAAGACGCCACCAGGAUGUGAGGCUGGGGCCCCGCCCGCCACAGAGCGGCUUCCUGCCCCCCGCCCCCGCCGCCCCCACCAGCCCCGCCCCCGACUUCACCUCCGAGUCCGAGGACUACUCCCCCAGCUCCGCCGAGACCGUCCGCUCGCCCAACUCGCCUUUCUAA
Molecule: messenger RNA, 2811 nt
Organism: Conger conger (European conger)
Lineage: Eukaryota; Metazoa; Chordata; Actinopteri; Anguilliformes; Congridae
Gene: dclk1b
Product: doublecortin-like kinase 1b
Exons: 17
Coding region: 487-2811 (774 amino acids)
Biological process (GO): intracellular signal transduction; retina development in camera-type eye; protein phosphorylation
Cellular component (GO): axoneme
Molecular function (GO): protein kinase activity; ATP binding
Source: RefSeq, a predicted model, not a curated record